Molecule: messenger RNA, 2610 nt
Organism: Neogale vison (American mink)
Lineage: Eukaryota; Metazoa; Chordata; Mammalia; Carnivora; Mustelidae
Gene: CALB1
Product: calbindin 1
Exons: 11
Coding region: 247-1032 (261 amino acids)
Biological process (GO): regulation of presynaptic cytosolic calcium ion concentration; regulation of long-term synaptic potentiation
Cellular component (GO): dendritic spine; terminal bouton; cytosol
Molecular function (GO): calcium ion binding
Source: RefSeq, a predicted model, not a curated record
GAGAACUGGGUGCGGGGUGUGGAGAGAACUCAGGAAGACCGCCUGAGAAGAGCAGCACCGAGGACAGCUCCCGGCAGCGCCCGCCCCCGUCUUCCUCCGCAGAUCUCUUUCACACACACAAACACACACACACACACACACACACACCACACACACACAAACACACACCCUGAGGUUUUUGCUCACCCCACACUCGCACUGACACACACACACGCAUACUCAUACACGCACACACUCGUCUGUACAAUGGCAGAAUCCCACCUGCAAUCCUCCCUGAUCACAGCCUCACAGUUUUUCGAGAUCUGGCUUCAUUUCGACGCAGACGGAAGUGGCUACCUGGAAGGAAAGGAGCUGCAGAACUUGAUUCAGGAACUCCAGCAAGCACGGAAGAAAGCUGGAUUGGAGUUAUCACCAGAGAUGAAAACCUUCGUGGAUCAGUAUGGGCAGAGAGAUGAUGGAAAAAUAGGAAUUGUAGAGUUGGCUCAUGUAUUGCCCACAGAAGAGAACUUCCUGCUGCUCUUCCGAUGCCAGCAGCUUAAGUCCUGUGAGGAAUUCAUGAAGACAUGGAGAAAAUAUGAUACUGAUCACAGUGGCUUCAUAGAAACUGAGGAACUUAAGAACUUUCUAAAGGACCUGCUGGAAAAAGCAAACAAGACUGUUGAUGAUACAAAACUAGCUGAAUAUACAGACCUAAUGCUGAAAUUAUUUGAUUCAAAUAAUGAUGGGAAGCUGGAAUUAACUGAGAUGGCCAGGUUACUACCUGUACAGGAGAAUUUUCUUCUUAAAUUUCAGGGAGUCAAAAUGUGUGGGAAAGAGUUCAAUAAAGCUUUUGAGUUAUACGAUCAGGAUGGCAAUGGAUACAUAGAUGAAAACGAAUUGGAUGCUUUACUGAAGGAUCUGUGUGAGAAGAAUAAACAGGAUCUGGAUAUUAAUAAUAUUCCAACAUACAAGAAAAGCAUAAUGGCUUUAUCAGAUGGGGGGAAGCUGUACCGAACGGAUCUUGCUCUCAUUCUCUCUGCUGGAGACAACUAGAGUUGGUGACCAUGACCAUUUACUAGCGAUACAUUGUAUCUAACAAUAACUGUGCACUGUAAGGGAGUAGGCUGUAUUUUCUUUUGUAUCUGUAAAUUUAACUGCAUUUAGAUGAUUACCCAGGAUGUGUGGCACAUUCUUUUCAGCUUGUUUCUACACUGUUUGUAAUGUACAGUUUUUGUAACUACAUGACUGAAAAAGGAGAAAGUCUCAGCUUAAGCCAGUCAAUAGACCCAACUGAAAAAAAAAAUAACUGAACAUAUUCUUGCUUUCAUAAAUAUAGUUGGACAAGAUUCCCCUGAAAAUUUCACUAGGAUUAAUCUCUAAAAUUCUAGUCUCUGAUGUGUAAAUGCACAUUUGUCACUAAUGAGGAGAAUUAUACCUAACAAGUUACCAUUUCAGACAAUCACAGGUCUGUCCCACAAAAUAGUUUUAAGCUGUAUUUCCAGUUAUUAGGAAGAAUGUGCUUUUGCAUCUAAAAUACCAAAAUAUCAAUCAAUAGUUAGUUAUUCGUGGCUCUAUGAGGUUAACAGUCUCACUAGACAAGACUUAGUUAAUUAAUCAACAACACGUCUAUGCUUGAAUCCAUACCAAGCUAUUGGUUCAAGUUAAUCUGAUGACAAGGAAAGGUAGCACAGAUGACACAAAUCUGUCUGAUUCUACAUCUGUAUUUCCAAGAAGCCUACUGUCAGAGAGUAUGACCUUAAUCCAUUUUCUAAACUGUUUUCACGUGUUGCAGAUUAUAAUUAUUCUAGUCAACUGCUGUUUUUAUGUCCUAUUGUGUGAUCUCUGAUUAAAUUAUAUAUGCCUAGUAUCCUGGUGUCUACUUUGCAUACUUCCUGGAUUUUCUUCCUAUGUAGGACUGUCCGUUUCCACCAAGGGUAUCUGCUGCCUCUGAAAAUAUUUUUUUCUAGCUAUAACAACUCUAUUUUUUACUACAUAAUUAAAUUUUAAUGUAAAAUUCAUAGCACCCUGAUUGUUGAAUGUUAUAUCAUCAAUAAUUUUGUGUAUUCUGUGAAUUCUAUAUAUUUCGUAUUGCGAUCAGCAUUCAAGAUAGCUCUAUUUCUAUCUGCAAAUAGUUUCAAAUGAGUUAAAAAUAACAUCUGAAGAGAAAUACUAAUGUAAUCAUUUAACCUAUUUAGCAAGGGAGAUUUUAUGGUCUUUUGAUCUACAUCCAAGUCAGUUUCAUAGAUUUGUAGCUAGAACAUCCUGUUACUGGUUACACUUGACAUGUAAUGGGUGGUAAUUUGACGCUUUGAUUGUGAAGCAAAGAGCUAAGAGACAUGUGUCUGUAUGAAAUUUAUAAAGUUACCGCCAAAGAGUUAAUGGCUGUGGGUCAGUUUAAAUGUCCCCAACUCUAUAAAUUCAGCACUACUUUUCUCAAUUCAUAGAAAUCACAAAACAGAAUAAAAGUGAAGUAUCUCUUUCCCCCAAGGAUGAACAGAAAAGAGACUUGCCAAAAAAUAAAAUUUAACAAAUGAUGUGUUAGAUUGGCUUUGCUUCUGGUGUGUACAUGGAAGCACUGACCUUAGGUUGAAUUUAACAACUAAGAAUAAAUAAAGAGGAAAAUAACUUUAA